Molecule: messenger RNA, 1416 nt
Organism: Teleopsis dalmanni
Lineage: Eukaryota; Metazoa; Arthropoda; Insecta; Diptera; Diopsidae
Gene: ND-42
Product: NADH dehydrogenase [ubiquinone] 1 alpha subcomplex subunit 10, mitochondrial
Exons: 4
Coding region: 106-1323 (405 amino acids)
Biological process (GO): mitochondrial electron transport, NADH to ubiquinone
Cellular component (GO): cytoplasm
Source: RefSeq, a predicted model, not a curated record
AAUGUUUUGUUGUUAUUUUGCACGGGCAGGUUUUUGACAGCUGGUAAAUGACUUUGCCACUGCCAAUGAAUAAAAUUUGUUAGGAAAAAUAGUUUUUGUGAAAAAAUGACUGCCGUAUUACGAGUGGGCAUCGUAAGACUUUGCAGUAAAAAUACUGCACCAAGUCUGUUGAAUGUGCAAUCAGCGCUGCCUGCGGCACUAAACCAGAAAUGCUCCAUAUCGGGCAGAACAAUGCGCGGUGGACCUCGCAUACCAAAAUGUAAGCCUUAUCCAUAUAAGGAGAAGGAUUAUACUGUAUGGAACCAUUUCUUUGAUAAAACAUCAAAACGUUUAGAUGAGAACUCAAAAAUAAUUUUGGUUGAAGGUCCGAUCGGUGCAGGCAAAUCGAAACUCGCAGCAGAGUUGGCAAAGGAGUUGGACAUGUUGUACGUACCUGAAGCAAAUAUGGAUACAUAUUAUAUAAAUACAUACGGCUAUAAUAUGCGUAAAUUGGAUCCACAACUUCCAGAAAGUUGCCGCUCGUAUGACGUGGUUAAUUUUUGUAAAGAACCAAAGCAUCAAAAUACGGCCAGUUUUCAAAUUCAAAUGUACCGAUUGCGUUUCAUGCAAUAUGUGGAUGCUCUAGCACAUGUACUUUCCACUGGCCAAGGUGUUGUACUUGAUCGUAGUUGUUAUUCGGAUUUUGUGUUUAUGGAGGCAAUGCAUAAGCAUGGUUACCUAUCAGCUGGUGCGCGUUCCGUUUACAAUGAAAUUAAAGAGAAUACAAUUACUGAACUAAUGCAGCCUCAUUUAGUCAUUUAUUUGGAUUGCCCUGUCGAUGUUGUAAAACAACGUAUUAAGGCUAGAAAUUUAGAUUAUGAAGUAAAUUCAAAAGUAUUCACGGAUGAUUAUUUGAAAGAUAUGGAAUUUUAUUAUAAGCAACACUUUUUAAAAAAGAUGAGUAUACAUGCAGAACUAUUGAUUUAUGAUUGGACUUCUGGCGGUGAAUCUGAAGUAGUGGUUGAAGAUAUUGAACGUAUUAAUUUUGGUACUUUCGAAAUUGAUCGUCAUAAUAAGAAAAUGAAGGAUUGGCGUAUUCCUUUGGAAACUGAAUGGUGUGAGGCACGAACUAAAUAUACUCACGAUAAACCUGAUCUUCAUCAGUACUUUAAUAUACCAAGAUACGACGUACCAGAAUUGUUGAUUGAUCCAGAGGACUGCAAAGUGUUCGAUAAGGUCUGGUUUAGUGCACCUGGCAUGAAAUAUCGUCCAGGCUAUAACGAGGAUAUGGGUGAUACUGGUCUACUUACUAAAGUGAAAGUUCCAUAUAAUCAGCCUUACUAAAUUAUUAUUUAUGAACAUCUAACAGUGUAAAAAUAUGUGUUAAAUUUAUAAUUGGUUAACGAAAUAAACACAACAUAGUAAAAAAAAGCAAAA